CCCCCUAGACCUCCGAUACCCCUCAGUAAGGAUCACGUAACCAACCAUCAACUACAGUAGAGUCUCACUUAUCCAAGCCUCACUUAUCCAACGUUCUGGAUUAUCCAACGCAUUUUUGUAGUCAAUGUUUUCAAUACAUCGUGAUAUUUUGGUGCUAGAUUCGCAAAUACAGUAAUUACUACUUAGCAUUACUGCAUACUGAACUACCUUUUCUGUCAAAUUUGUUGUUCAACAUGAUGUUUUGGUGCUUAAUUUGUAAAAUCAUAACCUAAUUUGAUGUUUAAUAGGCUUUUCCUUAAUCCCUCCUUAUUAUCCAACAUAUUCGCUUAUCCAACAUUCUGCUGGCCCGUUUAUGUUGGAUAAAUGAGACCCUACUGUACCUAUGUAUCUUCUUUUGCUAAAUCCCCUUUAUGGCAAUCAUCAAAUCUACCUUUGUCUUCUUUUCCAGAUACCCAAGUGCCAGCCUCCAUUUGUUUACAAAAUCCUCAUUAUUUCCUCCUCUGUUACUAUUUGUCAGCUUGGCCUUUUGGAUAUAUUCCCCCAGUUUAGCUCUCCAGUCUUUAAUACCAAGCUCUUCUCCCCCCUUCCAUGUUUUAGCUAUUAUUAAUCUUGCUGCAACAAAACAAUAUUGGCAAAUUUCUUCUUCUUCUGCGCUAAUACACCUUCUAGAUAAACCUAAUAAGCACAUUUCAUGCCAUAUAUUUGCACCCAAAGGGAUUUUGCAAUCCCCAGCCGGUCUGCUUUGCGGACUGAAACUAGUCCAGGACAAACCCAGGUCGACCCAUGCCUUUUGCCUUCCAGGCUCAGGAUGCUGGACUUGGAAAGCUGGCCUGGCUGUGCUGACCGCCACCCUCCUCCUCCUCGUUCUCCUGGCCACGGCCGUAGGACUGGGGGUCCGAUACUGGCAGGUCUCUGGGCAGCUCCGGCGGGCAUUGCAAGUGCAUGCGGACCUCAGCAUUGCCCAGGAAGGGAGCCUGGCCCAGAUGGAGGUCCGGCUGCACCGGGCCACAGAGGAGCUCAACUCCACGCGGGAGACCCUCAGGAGGAGCCAGGAGGAGGCCCAGAGGACCCGGGAGAGGCUCCAAGAAGCGCUGGAGGAGGCCAACCACACCCGGGAGGACCUCAAGCAGAAGGAGGAAGAGCUGCAACGGGCAACAUCCUGCCAGCAGGCCGGCUGCUGCCCCUCUGGCUGGAGCCUCUUCCGCUGGAGGUGCCUCCUGGUCUCAAAGCAAGAGAAGAAUUGGGAAAACAGCCAGAAGGAGUGUCAAAGGAUGGGAUCCCGGCUGCUGGUCCUGAAGGAGCCCACGGAGGCCACAGCGCUCCCGGAGGCUGAGAUUCCUUUGUCAGAGCAACAGUACUGGAUUGGGCUUAAAAAAGAACCGGACACCUGGCGCUUUAAGGUUCCCUGGGCCUGGACUGACAACUCACCCUUUUCUUGGGAUCUUGGACAGUGCGGAAACAGUGGCAACUGUGGGCAACUGGGGCAGGGGUCCCUGCUGCAAUGCAACUGUGGAUGGAAGUCCAGGUACAUCUGUGAGCAGCCCGCCAGGCCCAUGCAGGUGGCCCAGGCUCCUUGAUUCGUAGCCGCAAAGGCCCAAGACGCCCCAGGAGCGCAAUGGCCGCUCAGAAGAAGAGGAGGAGACCGUCUUUCCCAGACAUUCCCAGCUCUUCUCAACAGGGCCUUGCUGACCUCUCAUGAUGCACUGCUAUAGUGUUCUGGCUCUAUAGUGUCUUACUUGCCGUGGCAACAUCCCAAGGAAUGCUGGGAUCUGCAGUUCCAAGAGGAGCCUUGAGCACCCUCGGUCAGAGAUUUCGUCUCAGACCCAGAAUCCCACAGGGCUCAGCUGUCAAGAGACGUUGUCAUGGGAUCAUUGUGCUAUAGCAGAGCGGUUCUGGUAUCGAGAAUAUGGACCUCCAAAUUAUGAAUUAUGACAUGCGGCUCCAUUGGGACACACAGCAUGCCCACAUUGCCUUUUCCAUUUGUCCUGUAUUAAUCUUUCAUGAAUUUUGUGGGCUGUGGUGCAGGCUGGUGAGCAGCCUGCUGCAAUAAAUCCCUCUGACCAUGAGGUCAUGAGUUCGAGGCCAGCCCGUGGCGGGGUGAGCACCUGUCAAUUAAAAAUAAAAAAUAGCCCCUGCUCGUUGCUGACCUAGCAACCCACAAGAUAGUUGCAUCUAUCAAGUAGGAAAUAAGGUACCACUUAUAAAGUGAGGAGGCAAAUGUAACUAAUUUACAAUGUUGGAAUGAGGAAGUGCCAUCACAGUGGAUGAUGAAGCAGCUGCUCCCCCUGUGGCCAGAAUCGAACAUCCCCUCAGGAGAAGGUUAAAUUGCCUCUGCGUCUGUCUCUGUUCUAUGUGUUUAUGGGCAUGGAAUGUUUGCCCUAUAUGUACAUCAUGUGAUCCGCCCUGAGUCCCCUUCGGGGUGAGAAAGAAGGGCGGGAUAUAAAUACUGUAAAUAAAUAAAUAAAUAAAUGUUGUCCCACCAUACCUUGGGCCCCAUGAAACCUGUUAAUGUAAGAUGAAUGUCAUGUGAAUGUUUAAAUGUAAUUUUGUGCCAUGCUUGUGAAGGUAACCUGAUCGCAUCAGCAGAGAGUGUAUUGACACUGAAAGGGUUAAUCAGUCAAGCCUCUAAUGAACUGUGAAGAUGUGACCCUGAGUGUGCUUGGAAGGCGUAGGGAGGAUUCAGAGAUAACAUUUCAUUCAUUCCUCUUACUUCAGUGUCUUUUGUCUUGUUUCUAUCUGUUAGGUUGGAUGUCAAUGCUAGUGUGUGCUGUAUAUUUGCUCUACUCAGCAAAGCUAUAUGUUUGCUUUUACUGAAGUCUCAAAGUGUCCAUUCUUCUGUGCUCCAAAGCUUCAAAGCUUCUGUCACACUCUGACAAAACCAUGCCCCAAAUUGCCAUAAUCUCCUCACAAUGCAAUGUCUCCAUAGACCUAACCACGGAGCGGUUACCACAAGCCCACCCACAACGUUCCUUUGCACACUCAUGAGAGGCAGAAUCAGCGACACCCACAAAACUUCAAAUCGAGCAAUGACAGUUUCUGAAAUUUCCCUUCAAACCUGGAGACCCAUUGGCACCACCAGCCUGCAGAUCCUCGCCUGCCACCAUCUGUGACAGGAUUCGUGGUUUGAAAAUCUGGAGGAUCUCCUAAACUCGCUCCCUGACAUUGACAGCUUGGGCCAGCAAUGGCGCUUGAGACUAAGUUGUGGAACGUUCAGGAAGCGGAGGCCUUGGAACGAGGGAGGGAACUGGGAAAGAAUCAGUAGAGUCUUUUUUUCUGUGGAGAUCAAUGCAAUACAGACAUUUCCAACCCAA
Messenger RNA from Anolis carolinensis (green anole), 3311 nucleotides. RefSeq names its product B-cell differentiation antigen CD72. The record is from RefSeq and is a predicted model, not a curated record. Gene Ontology annotation, molecular function: transmembrane signaling receptor activity. Gene Ontology annotation, cellular component: plasma membrane. The transcript is spliced from 5 exons. Bases 411 to 1577 code for a protein of 388 amino acids. NCBI's taxonomy places the organism in Eukaryota, Metazoa, Chordata, Lepidosauria, Squamata, Anolidae.